This is a messenger RNA of Mucor velutinosus, 1545 nucleotides long. It is a transcript of the gene GCD11, whose product is annotated as eukaryotic translation initiation factor 2 subunit gamma. The transcript has 3 exons. Bases 1 to 1545 code for a protein of 514 amino acids. NCBI's taxonomy places the organism in Eukaryota, Fungi, Mucoromycota, Mucoromycetes, Mucorales, Mucoraceae. The record is from RefSeq and is a predicted model, not a curated record.
AUGGACGCUUUCGAGACAUGUUUUCCAAAGAAACGAUCGGAUAUAUACCUUCCUGAGGACGAUGUAGAUUUUGAUGAGCCAAAUGUCAAUAGACUAUGCUGCUGCUUCAAUUUCAGGGGCAAUAAUAGACAGGGCUUGAUUCAGCUGCCCACAAACAACCGCAACCAGAGAACCAUUGACGACUAUCUCGACCCAAGAUCGCCUGUCAGUAUUGAAGCCUUGCUGCAGGAACAAGAGGAAGAGUUGGAUCAUUACUUUGGUCAAACAGUUGAUGAAGACGCAUACCAUGGGCCUCCAAAAAGAUUUGGCCCUCUUGAUUUGAAUUUUGAGACUACCAACUCGUCCUUUUUCGAGGAAGAAGAUGCACAGUUUCUGUCAGAGCAUCGUAUAUCUGCUAUUCUAGUGGAUCGGCCCAAGUUGAGCAGCGCACACUUAUUCAAGGAGGACACUCCUGUCAUGGAACAGGAACUGGUCGAUGUGGGGGUACCGACAAAAAGCACAAGCACGGGGAGCAUAAGCAGCAGAAGAUUUGCUUUCAGAAAGGAAGAGCCAAGCGAAGAGGAAGAGGUGUUUGGCGAUAUCAAAGCGAGAGAGAUUGAAGCCAACACGACAACACAGAUACCAUCACCAUUAUCACCGCAAGAACUUACCAGCAUCACCAAUAAACUCAACCCAUAUACCACGUCUGCUUCACCCCUAUCUACUUCAUCACCCACCUCCACUGCUACUUCGGCCUCAUUACCAUCCAUCACCUAUACAUCAGUGCAACCCAUGGAACAGCAGCUAGUCAAUGGGAAAGCAAAUGGGAGUAGUCAACUUGUAUCACCUGUAAACACAGCAGGUUUAUCCGGUAGUAACUACAAGAUACCCACCAGCUCUCAGAAUGGCCCACAACAAAAGCAUGCCAACGAGUUCCCGGCCACAACGCUCACAAGAGUGCCCUACCAGCCACUGCCACCGUUACAAAUAUCGCCUCCUUCUUUCUCUCCCUCAGCAUCCGCAUCAUCAGCAUCUCAUCAUCCACACACUGUGAUAAAACCACAAGCAUCCAUCUCUUCUCUAUCAUCAUCGCACAAUCCUGGACGUCGGCCUUCACUCGUUACUACUGCUCAGAGCAUUUUAGGAGAUAAACUGGAUGAUUUCACCGAAAAAUUGGCCUUUAUCAAAAAGAACAUUAUCAUGAGCAUGGAUAACGAUGAUGAUGAAGACGAUGAUGGUGAUACUUACAACCACUACUACAAUGCUGACAAAAGAAUUAGCCAAGAGAUGCACAGGAAGAGAGCAGCAUCUGUUGGAAAAAGCGAUCAAAUGAGUCGAACGUCAAGAUUGUCCAACAACAGCAGCACUUCUUUACUCACGCCUCCCCCUAGAUCAUCAUCAAUUACACAAAACCACUCUAGUACCGAAGAAGAAGAGGAUGAGAUAUUUGAUAAGGUAGUUGCUAUUAGUAAAAAUGUGCGUACCUUUGGAGAAGGUGUUAUGGGCAAUGGACUUCGUAUGUUCAACAACCUGUCUACCCGCAUCAAGAAUGCUCAGCAACAGUAG